Molecule: messenger RNA, 594 nt
Organism: Haemonchus placei
Lineage: Eukaryota; Metazoa; Nematoda; Chromadorea; Rhabditida; Trichostrongylidae
Source: the annotation of a GenBank genome assembly
CUUCGUUCGUUUUUCGGCCCAAUAAUGUCCCACGUACCAUUCAUUGGGACCACAGGUGUUUUGACAAGGCUACAGGACUUCUUACAUUGUGGUAGUUGGAAUAUAUUCCUAAUCUGUCCGUCACGAAAAUGUUUGUAUUUCAGGUACAUUACCACGUGCUCUGUGAUAAUAUUUAUAGUACCAGUAUUAGUCAUUUUCUACUGCUACUACAAGGUGUUCUGUAAACUACGAGAAGCGGCAAAGGGCUCUCGGCGAUUACAACGUUCGACCACGACCAGAACAUCGUACCAACGAGUAACACGAAGUGUUCAACGAGUCGUUCUUUUUCAUCUCCUAUGCUGGACACCGUUCUGGCUGUUCAAUCUGUUCUCGUCAAUAUUUCGUGUUCGCAUCACAUCACAACUGGAGCGUAUCGUUGUGAACAUCAUUCAUCUAUUCCCCUACGUGAAUUGUGCACUCAAUCCAUUGUUGUACGCCUAUAGAGCCGAGAACUUCCGCAUAGCGUUCAAGACCAUGUUCAUUUCUACAUUCAGGUACGAUUUACAUCCCUCUAACGCAGCGUGGCGGUCGCGUCGGGGGCGUACAGUUGCAUGA